Messenger RNA from Ogataea polymorpha, 2006 nucleotides. RefSeq lists its product as uncharacterized. Bases 972 to 2006 code for a protein of 344 amino acids. The record is from RefSeq and is a predicted model, not a curated record. NCBI's taxonomy places the organism in Eukaryota, Fungi, Ascomycota, Pichiomycetes, Pichiales, Pichiaceae. The transcript has a single exon.
AAUUCAUGGUCAGGAUCCUUUAAAGGUGCUCAAGCAGCUCGAAGGCUCUCAGCUCAUAUUACCCGUUGUAUCAAUAGGGAAUACACCUCAAUUGGCAUGCGAUUUGUUAAUACAUACGUUGCCUGCGAAGCUGGUGGCGAGACUCGAUGAUAUCUAUUUAUACCCGUUUGCAUCACCUGUGGACUAUGUGAAUGAUCCCAAACAAGGAAUAACGUCGGGUUUGGAAAUCUACUACAGUGAACAACACCGGUUGACCAUUUUGCAGCAAAGAUCUCCAAUCUUGCCAGGUCUGACAACCAAGUUUCUAAAGGAAUUGCUAAUCCCAUUCGUGCGUAUGGCACAAUUCGGAAAAGUGGUGAUUUUACAGAGCAACGAUGCUGGCCUUCGUGAGGACAAAAACGUGGACCAUUUGUUUCUACUCUGGGCCAACGAUAUUGCCAAAACUUUUGAGACGUUCAAGAUUUCUGAUAACAGCAUAGGCGUGAUCUCCGAGAGAUCGGAACUCGAUGGCAUGGGAAAACUGAUUAUAGAUGCAUUGGAGGAUCAAAUUGAGGAAACGUCCAGCCUAGGCCCCGAGGUCAAAGGGUCAUUGAAGCUCGCAAGCACACCUUCUGCGUCGAUCGACGCUGUAUUUUUGUCGAUCUUUGUGUACGAGGGCGACAACUCGAACGAUUCCAAGCAACUGGCUUCACAGCUCCUACGUGUGCUACAUAUAAAUCAGCCUGCCGAAUGGACAACUCCGGUCUCCUGGCGUGGAGUGUAUGGCAACAAACAAAUUCUUGUUGGGAUGGAGUAUGGUGUGUACACCUAAAAAUUUUUCAGACCGUAGAUAAGUAAGGGAAACUAACUAUUGGAGGCGAAAAAAGGGCGAUAGACAAGCACCAACACCGUAAUUUGGUUACAUUGCGAGCCUUGCAUUAUAGAUACCACUUUUGUUCUCGCAUCUGGGUAGAAGCUGCUCGAGUUGCUAAAUGUCGGAUGGCAAUUUGAUCACCAAGAUGCUCGCUGACGCUGCGGCGGAGGCUGAAAAGGAAAAACAGCAGCGGCAGGAAGCCAAGGAGGUUCCUGCUCGUGCUAACGAGGAUACGUCUUCAAAGGAUGCCACACAGCGUUCUACCAAGCAGUACGUCUACUCUCUGGAAUUCCUAGUGUCGUUGAAGGAAUCGCCUCUGUGUGCAGAUGUUUCCCAUUUGAACCUGCCAAGUAACCAGCACGAGUUUUUCCUUUUGGACCAGCCGAAACGUACCGCUUAUGUUAAUCACAACAACCACAAAUACCCAAACCAGCGUGGUAGAAAAGACAGAAAGAAGGACACAAGAAGGACAGCCAAAGAGCCAGAGGAGCCACCAGAAUGGGUACUCAAAUCAGAUGCAAUCACAGGAAACUCUAUCCACGAUUUUGAGCUAUGGAGACUCAAGAUGCGGAUAGAAACCUUCAGAAGGAAUGGCGAGCCCGUUCCUGAGGAGGAUGCCAGCCAAUACGAGUAUUUGAAGGCACAAAAGGCCGAGAGCGCGGUGGCAGCUGACCCGUUGAGCCAAAUUGCUCAAAAGCCAGCGAACAGGCCUGAGUCCGACUUCCAUGAACCAAAUCAGGAUCCUUCCGUGAAGCCAGACGCUCUCACCACGUCGAGUUCGGGCUCGUCCAGAUUCUCAAGCUUUUUUGGUCCUGAACAAACAAACAAACAGCCCCAACAGAGCCAGACCAAAGAUGAAUCGAAGCUGCUAUCGUUACUUCAAAAUUCCGGACAGCAGGUGCCACAAGCGCAACCAAUGCCGCAGGAAAUGCGCCAGGUGGCUAUGCCGCCAGGACUGGCCCCAACAGCUGCCAUGGGGCCUAUGGGGCCUAUGGGACCGCUCCCACCAAUGGGAGCCAUGCCUCUUAUGGGCCAUCCUCCAUCUUCGAACGCUGACAUGUUUUUCAACUCUCUGUUGUCCAAGGCUCCGGCUCCCGGACCUGCUCCGUUCUUGCCUCCAGGGCUCUUUUUACCAUUUUCAGAAAAAAAGUAA